AUGGAUACGACAUUCUACGAAGACAUCCGCGGCGGCGGCAGCAGGCUGGCCGCGGGAUCGCAACACGCCCAGCCAACGACGCAACACCAACAACAGCAGCACCAUCCGCAGCAACAACAGCCACAGCUGGUGCGGAGAGACGACCUAAGUUCGCGUAAGCGUAGCAUGACCCUGGACUUGAACAGUGCGGGUCGGCCCGAACGAAAAGCUGCGCGCUUGUCGAGCCUGCUCACGUCGCCCGACCUGAACAUGCUCCAGCUGGCGUCGCCGGAGCUGGAGCGGCUCAUCAUCGCGCACAACGGACUCGUGACCACGACGCCCACGCCGACGACGCAGUACCUGUUCACGAAGACUGCCACCGAGGAGCAGGAGCAGUACGCGCGGGGUUUCGUCGACGCGUUAGCCCAACUGCACCAGACGGCCGGCGGGCCGUCCGAGACCGCACUGUCCGCGGCCGAAGCUUCCGACUCGGGCGCCUCAACCUCAAGUGACAGCUUCAUCUUACCCUCGUCGUCGGAGCACUCUCUGGGCGGCGGCGAUGGGCACGUGAAGGACGAGCCCCAGACGGUGCCCAACCUGGGCGCCACGCCGCCGCUGUCGCCCAUCGACAUGCGCGACCAGGAGAGGAUCAAGCUGGAACGUAAGAGGCUGAGGAACCGCAUCGCCGCCAGCAAGUGUCGCAAACGAAAGCUGGAGCGAAUCUCGAGGCUCGAGGACAAGGUGCACGCGCUCAAGACCGAGAACUCAGAGCUCGGCUCGGUGGUGUCGUCGCUGAGGGAUCAGGUGUGUCGGCUCAAGCAAGAAGUCAUGAUGCACGUCAAGCAGGGCUGUCAGAUCAUGAUGUCCACGGCGUACGGUGCAACGACGGCGUGAACGCGCUCGCCUCCAAAGUGACCUUAACUGUUGCUGCUGCUUUCGCCGUCGCCACUGUUUGUUGUUGUGCCAUUUGCAGACCAUCGAAAGAACUGUACCAUAGACUCAUCGUCGCUCACCUCUAUGCAACAUCACAUGUCGUCUAGUUCUUGUAUAAAGUUUUUGCGUACUUAAAUUAUGUUCUUUUAAGCUGCUCCCCCGAAGUUGGGGGGGGGGGAGUUGGCAAAAGCGGUGCCGUAUUGCUCAUUAAAUUGUUCGGUGUGGCCCCGAAAAGAAAAA
This is a messenger RNA of Ixodes scapularis (black-legged tick), 1152 nucleotides long. Its product is annotated as transcription factor jun-D. The transcript has a single exon. Gene Ontology annotation, molecular function: transcription factor binding; RNA polymerase II cis-regulatory region sequence-specific DNA binding; DNA-binding transcription factor activity, RNA polymerase II-specific. Gene Ontology annotation, biological process: regulation of cell population proliferation; regulation of cell cycle; regulation of transcription by RNA polymerase II. Lineage: Eukaryota; Metazoa; Arthropoda; Arachnida; Ixodida; Ixodidae. The record is from RefSeq and is a predicted model, not a curated record. The coding region runs from base 1 to 873 and encodes 290 amino acids. Gene Ontology annotation, cellular component: transcription regulator complex.